Molecule: messenger RNA, 722 nt
Organism: Neomonachus schauinslandi (Hawaiian monk seal)
Lineage: Eukaryota; Metazoa; Chordata; Mammalia; Carnivora; Phocidae
Gene: LEP
Product: leptin
Exons: 3
Coding region: 52-555 (167 amino acids)
Biological process (GO): positive regulation of TOR signaling; positive regulation of phosphatidylinositol 3-kinase/protein kinase B signal transduction; tyrosine phosphorylation of STAT protein
Cellular component (GO): extracellular region
Molecular function (GO): hormone activity; peptide hormone receptor binding
Source: RefSeq, a predicted model, not a curated record
AUCGCGGAGCAAGCAGCUGCGAGGCCCGAGAAGCACAUCCUGGGAAGGAAGAUGCGUUGCGGAUCCCUGUGCCGAUUCCUGUGGCUUUGGUCCUGUCUGUCCUAUAUUGAAGCCGUGCCCAUCCAAAAAGUUCAGGAUGACACCAAAACCCUCAUCAGGACGAUUAUCGCCAGGAUCAAUGACAUUUCACAACCGGAGGGUGUCUGCUCCAGACCAAGGGUUGCUGGUCUAGACUUCAUUCCUGGGCUCCAGUCGGUCCGGACUCUGUCCGGGAUGAACCAGAUGUUGGCCAUCUACCAACAGAUCCUCACCAGUCUGCAUUCCAGAAGUGUGGUCCAAAUAGCUAAUGACCUGGCGAACCUCCGGGACCUUCUCCACCUGCUGGCCUCCGCCAAGAGCUGCCCCUUGCCCCGGGCCAGGGGCCUGGAGAACAUCAAGAGCCUGCGCGAUGUCCUAAAAGCCUCAGUGCACUCCGCAGAGGUGGUGGCCCUGAGCAGGCUGCGGGCAGCCCUCCAGGGCAUGCUUCGACAGCUGGACCGCAACCCUGGGUGCUGAGGCCUCAAAGGGCUCUCUUCCCAAAGUCGAGGAGAGAGCCCUGGGCUUCUGGGUGUCUCCAGGAGAGAGCCCGUGUGGGUGUCCUUUAUCCGGACCCCGGUCCAUUUCUCUCUCACACCUCGGCACCACUCUUCCAAAGGCAUAAGCCGCCAAGGCAUGAAACCAAA